Lactuca virosa is the source of this 1123-nucleotide messenger RNA. The record is from the annotation of a GenBank genome assembly. NCBI's taxonomy places the organism in Eukaryota, Viridiplantae, Streptophyta, Magnoliopsida, Asterales, Asteraceae.
AACCAAAUCAAAUCUUCUGAUUUCUGGGGGAAAGGGAGGAAUACCUAAUUCCCCAGAAAAAAAAGAAGUAAAGAACUUUAAAUCUCCCCAAAUUAAUUCACUUUAAGUUUGGAAAACACUAAAUCAUGACUCAUUUAUCCAAGAAGUUAUUGCGUUUGAAGCUCAAAAGAUCAAUUGUCUGGCGUGUUUCUAUUCUCCGGCGUUGUGUUGGAUCUCUUCGGGACCAAGUUCUUGCUUGUUGGAUCGAUAAACCCAUUCGCUACCGUCAAAUAGUGGAAUCCGGCCCCUCCGCCACCAUCUGCCACCGCUUUCCUUCCGGUGAAAUCGAUUCAUCUUGCAGUGAAAUGACUACCGUCUCCGACGUCUGUGAUCAUGACAAUGACGCUUCUGAUUUAGUUGCUUUAAAGAUUAGCCUGUUGGGAGAUAAUCAUAUCGGCAAAACAAGCUUCUUGGCAAAGUACGUAGGGAAAGAGAAAAAACCAGAAGAUUUUCCGGCGACGGAAGUUAAGAAGAUGGAUAAAAUUCUAUCCGUUAGAGGAGCAAGAAUUUCUUACAGUAUCUGGGAAGUUGGUGGCGAUGCAUUUUCUGCAGAUGGUUCCACGGCGGCUAUUCGUGCCGCCUGUAAAGACUCGGUAGCUAUGUUGUUUAUGUUUGAUCUUACCAGCCGAUGUACAUUGAACAGUGUAGUUAACUGGUAUCAAGAAGCAAGAAAACAUAAUCAGACGGCGAUUCCGGUGAUGGUCGGUAGCAAGUUUGAUGAUUUUAUUCAAUUUCCAAUUGAAAUGCAAUGGACGAUAUCAAGCGAGGCGAGAGCAUAUGCAAAGGCCAUAAACGCUACCUUGUUUUUCUCAAGUGCAUCUUACAACAUAAAUGUGAAUAAAAUCUUCAAAUACGUGACAGCAAAACUUUUCAACUUGUCAUGGAAUUUGGAACGUAAUCUUAAAGUUGGGGAACCAAUUAUUGAUUUUUAAGAGUGUGUUUUUUGUUAAGUUGAUAGGAGAUCAUGAUCCCUUAUAAGGUGAAACUUUUAGGUUUUGGUUAUGUUCUAUCAAUUUUCAAUUUUCAUGUACUAAAGAGUGUGGUGGAGGCUUUGAGUCACCCUACACCAUGGUUUAAAUGCAUC